This is a messenger RNA of Hypoxylon fragiforme, 2124 nucleotides long. RefSeq names its product acetyl-CoA synthetase-like protein. The transcript has 6 exons. The record is from RefSeq and is a predicted model, not a curated record. The coding region runs from base 279 to 2012 and encodes 577 amino acids. NCBI's taxonomy places the organism in Eukaryota, Fungi, Ascomycota, Sordariomycetes, Xylariales, Hypoxylaceae. Gene Ontology annotation, molecular function: CoA-ligase activity.
CGUGCGUUGUAAAUACAUAGUAAGUAAGUACAUUACCUACCUAACAUACAUAAAUGUAACACUGACCUAUCUACCAUUGACCCUUCAUAUCUACAUAUCCCUUUCUCCUGCCAGCCGCCCUUUGUGAACCGAUUCCCCUUUGUUACUAGAAUACCGUAAAGCCGCGCCCUUUCCCUCAAUCUCGUGCCUGUCUAUCUAUUCUCGAGUAGGGGUUUUACUCGAAACUUACCUAGACACCUACUCCAUCCUUAUUCCAUCCCAAAACAGGAAUUGCAAAGAUGGUGUUUACCCCACCGCCCUGGGUGCCCGAGUUGCCUUUCGACCCGCCAGACUCAAUCCCGCUCCACGAAUUCUGGAGCGACGAGCGGUAUGGCCGGCAAUCGCUCGCCAAGUCGCGGAACCCGUACACGUGCGGGAUCACGGGGAAGACGUACAGCGCCGCCGAGAUGACGGCGCGGUACCAGCUGCUGGCGCGGUCGCUCGCGAAGCGCAUGGGCUGGCGCGCCAACGAGGAGACGCCUUGGGACAAGGUCGUUGGUGUCUUUUCCCUGAACUCGAUCGACUACAUGAUGUCGACCUUCGCCGUCCACCGCCUCUCCGGCAUCGCGACGCCCGCCAACGCCAUGUACUCGGCCGCCGAGCUCGAGCACCAGCUCCGGAGCUCCGGCGCCAAGGCCCUCAUCACCUGCGUCCCGCUGCUGGAGACGGCGCUGAAGGCGUCGCGCGCGUGCGGCAUCCCCGACGACAGGGUGUUCCUGAUGCGGCUGCCGGGCCAGUUCGACCCCGUCCCGUUCAAGAGCCUCGACGAGCUGAUCGAGGAGGGCAGGGCGCUGCCGGAGCUGCCGCCGCUGGCGUGGGCGAAGGGGCAGGGCGCGCGGCAGGUUGCGUAUCUGUGCUAUUCGAGUGGCACGUCGGGGUUGCCUAAAGCCGUCAUGAUUGCGCACAGAAACGUGAUCGCGAACAUAAUGCAGGUCCGGUGGCACGAGGAGCCCGGACGAAGGGCGAAAGGCGUCGAGACGCAGAUCCAACUCGGCCUCCUACCGUUCAGCCAUAUCUACGGGCUGGUGGUUGUCGCGCAAGUAGGCACGUACCGGGGCGACGGCGUGAUUGUGCUGCCCAAGUUCGAGUUGAAGACGCUGCUGGAGACGAUCCAGAGGUUCAAGAUUAACUUUAUGCACAUUGUCCCUCCCAUUGUCAUACAGAUGCUGCGCAACCCCGACCUGUGCGCCAAGUACGACCUGCGAAGCCUGCGGAUGGUGUACACGGGCGCCGCACCGCUCGGCGCCGAGACGCACGAGGACAUGCUGAAGGCGUUCCCCUUCCUGCAGGUGGCGCAGGGCUACGGGAUGACGGAGACGAGCACGGUGGUCCUCAGCACGAGCGAGACCGACAUCAUGAUCGGCACCUCGGGGUCCCUGGCGCCGGCAUGUCGCGCGAAGCUGAUCGGCGAGGACGGGCACGAGAUCAUCGAGUACGACAAGCGCGGCGAGCUCUGGGUCCAGUCGCCCUCCGUCACGCUGGGCUACUUGAAUAACGAGAGAGCGACGUCCGAGGCGUUCGUGUGGGAUCAUGAUGGCCGCUGGAUACGGACGGGCGAUGUGGCGGUUGUAAGGAAGGCGCCGUCGGGGUACGAGCAUUUUGCCGUGGUCGAUCGGUUGAAGGAGUUGAUCAAGGUCAAGGGCCACCAAGUCGCGCCAGCAGAACUGGAAGCGCAUCUGCUCAGCCACCCUGCCGUUAACGAUUGCACAGUCAUCCCCGUACCCGACGAAAGCUCUGGAGAGGUGCCGAAGGCAUUCGUGGUUAAGGCUGCGUCAGCGGCGGCGCGGCCAGAUGCAGAAGUCACGCGGGAGAUUCACAUGUGGGUGGAAGAGCACAAAGCCAGGUACAAGUGGCUGAAGGGCGGGAUCGAGUUUGUGGAUGCGAUACCCAAGAGUCCUAGUGGCAAGAUUCUUAGAAGGCUGUUGAAAGAUAAAGAGAGGGAGAAGAGGAGAGCUAGUGGGGCAAAAUUGUGAGUAUUUGGCUGGGAUUGGAUUAACCUAGGAUUUAUGUUAUUAGGGAUUUCACAUUGGAUAUUUGGAUACGUCUUGAUUUAGACACACAUAUUCAUAUACGAAGAUAGAAAGA